Enterobius vermicularis (human pinworm) is the source of this 3864-nucleotide messenger RNA. The record is from the annotation of a GenBank genome assembly. Lineage: Eukaryota; Metazoa; Nematoda; Chromadorea; Rhabditida; Oxyuridae.
AUGACUGUAUGUGGUGAAGAGAUUUGUGUGAUUGUGGGUGAGGUUUCGGAAACGAAUUUGUUUGGUUGGGAACUGUUAAUCAGUAUGGGGGAUGGAAAGAAUUCUAAAGAAGAAGCUGAGAAGGGUAAGGUUAUACUUUGUUAUGGAAAACGAGAAUAUGUUGUAAGUGAGGAAAGGAAGGAGGGUAGUCCAGAUGACAAUGGGGAGAGACGUCAGAAAAAUGCCGUCAAAAAGCCACGACAAUUCGAUUUGGCCACAAUGUUUGAAGAAACUCAUCGUGUUGCGGCCGAAAGAAAUGCUGAAAGGGGGCUUCGGAGUUCUUUUCAAGAUAGCUUGAUUUCACCCCAUGAGAAAGAAGAGUCUACUGAAAUUUCUGAAGUAAGUGAUCCGGCAGACCCACUGCCUUUGUGGUUAAUCAAAGUUUUAACGGAACAGAAGAAAAAAAGUGAAGAUGACACUAAAGAAGAAGACGAUGCUGAUGUGUUUACCGUUCCUUUGCCGAAAAACUUCGUUUCUGCUCCGUCCUCAUCGGAGCAACCUGAUCCCAGUGCGGUUCUUGACCAGGGGGACACGAUGUCAGCUGAAAAGGAAGACGAUGAUGACUUUGAAGAUUUCGGUGAGGUUCCAGUUAUGCAGUUAAUUCCCACAGAAUGCGAAGUCGUUGUUCUCAAUGGAAAGAAACCGGUUUCUGCACUAGCGUUUGAUCAUCAAGGUACACGUUUUGCAUGUGGUGGUUGGGAUUAUGCAGUCAAUCUAUACGAGUUUCAAAAAAUGGACUAUACGUUCCGGCCUUCUCGUGAACUUGCCCCUUGUGAAAGUCAUGUGAUCAACGAUUUGGCAUUCAGUACUAACGGAGAACAGCUUUUAGUAGCAAGCGGGCAUGCGCAGAUUCGCAUCUUAGAUAGGCAGGGUAAACAGUGGGCGGAAACAGUACGAGGUGAUCAGUAUUUGGUAGAUUUAUCAAAUACAUCUGGUCAUACCAGCGCUGUAAAUUGCUGUUGUUGGCACCCGCUCAUAAAGACUGAAUUUCUAAGCUGCGGAGACGAUGGCACUCUUCGUAUAUGGUCGCUGGAUGAUUAUAAAGAGUUGCGACACUGCAUAACAAAACAACGGAAAGUUAUUAAGACUAAAACUGGCGGUGGUAGACGAGCAAUAGCUACCUGCUGUGCUUAUUCACGCGAUGGCAAACUGAUUGGUGCAGGUUGUAGUGAUGGUUCCAUACAAAUAUGGAAAAAUGGAAAUCUCUUCGUGAACACUACUUACUUGAACAGGACAGCUCAUUCUAAGCCGGUAACUUCAAUUCAAUUCUCAGCAAAUGGACAGCAGAUUCUAUCGAGAUCUCUGGAUGGGACUCUCAAAUUGUUUGACCUAAAAUCUUUCAAGGAACCUGUGCUUAUGAAGAAUGACUUAUUUACUGACUUUGAAGGGACUGAUUGUGGUUUCUCGCCUAGAGGAGAACUUGUUUUUACAGGGACUUCCACUUCAGAUGAUGGUGGAAUUGAUGGGGCUCUUCUCUUUUUUGAUUCAUCGAAUUUUGAACUCGUCUACCAAAUCAAAUAUCCUAAGCUUAGUUGUAUGAGGAUUAAAUGGCACGAAAAAAUUAACCAAAUUCUGGUUGCGCUCAGUGACGGGUCACUUCGUUUGUAUUAUGAUCCUGUAAGUAGUGCUCGUGGUGCUCUUUUAUGUGUCUCUCGGCCGUUAAGGAGAGCUAGGCAGCAAGAAGUUGUGCGGGAAGAGAUGAUUUUGUCACCUUUAACUCUUGAAAUGUUUCAACCUCGAGGCGAAGAAGGUGAGGAAAAAGAGGUUACUACAUGGAGGCUUAGGAAAUUCCUGCGGAUGCAGGACAACAAGUUACGACCGGAUUUCCGCAAGCCGGCAGACAUGCCCAUGAGUGGUCCUAGUUCUGGUGGUCGUCAAAUGGGGACUAAAAGGAAUCGUGAUUUUCUUGCUGAUACUGACGUUCGAGCUUCAAUACUGCGUCAUGCUGAAGAGGCAGAGAAAAAUCCGUAUUACGUUGCCAAAGCGUAUUUAAAGAAUCAGCCUGUAACAAUUUUUCAAGAGAAAACCACUGCACCUGAAGAGGAAGAAGGGGAUGCUGAAUUACAGCCUCUUUAUAAACAGCCUAUGAUUGACUAUCAUUUUAAGGAGGAACUUGAGAAAUCAAGAGAGAAAGUUGAAGACCUUUUCAAUUUUGAAGGAUUCAAGAUUGGUCGGGGUACUUAUGGCCACGUUUACAAGGCUCACCCUCGUCGGCCAGACAUAUUUGGCGAAGAUACGAAGAAGGAAUAUGCGUUAAAGUUGAUUGAGGGUCAAGGAUUUUCGAUGUCUGCUUGUAGAGAAAUUGCUUUACUGCGAGAGCUGAAGCAUCCAAAUUUGAUACGGUUACGUAGGGUUUUUUUAACCCUUGAAAGAAAAGUGUGGUUUUGUAUGGAUUUUGCCGAACAUGAUUUAUGGCAUAUAAUCAAGUUUCAUCGUGCUGCCAAGCAGAAGAAAACUCCUGUUUUGGUUCCUAAGGGAAUGGUAAAAAGUUUGCUUUAUCAGAUCCUUGAUGGCAUUCACUACUUGCAUACGAAUUGGAUUUUACAUCGGGAUCUAAAACCUGCAAAUAUCUUAGUCACUGGAGAAGGACCAGGAGUUGAAAGAGGACGAGUCAAGAUAGGUGAUAUGGGCUUUGCCAGAGUAUUUUAUAACCCACUCAGGCCUUUAGCUGAACUUGAUCCCGUGGUGGUUACUUUUUGGUACCGUGCCCCCGAAUUACUUCUAGGAGCGAAACAUUAUACUAAAGCUAUAGAUAUCUGGGCAAUUGGUUGUAUAUUUGCUGAGCUUCUGACAUCUGAGCCAGUUUUCUUCUGUAGGGAGGAAGAUAUUAAAGCUUCCAGUCCUUAUCACCAAGAUCAGCUCAAUAGAAUAUUUACGGUGAUGGGGUUCCCCUCUGAAAAGGAGUGGGAAGAUUUGAAGAAAAUGCCGGAAUACCAAAAACUUAUACAAGAUUUUAAGCGGACAAGUUAUGCAAAUUGCACUUUACAACGUUAUAUGGAAAAACACAAAAUCCGUGCAGAAACGCCUGCUUUUUCUUUACUGCAAAGAUUAUUAACUAUGGAUCCUAUAAAGCGUAUAACUGCGCAAGAAGCUUUGGACGACGACUACUUUAAGGAGGAUCCGAAACCUACUGCCGACGUCUUCAACGGAUGUGCCAUCCCGUAUCCAAAAAGAGAAUAUCUUUCUGAUGAAAAUGAAGUUAAAAGUGGUUCUGGUUCUAAAACGCAGCAAGCGCCUCCUCCCCAGCAGAGCCAGCAACAACCUAUCACAAUGCAUCAGCAACAACCGAUUAUCGAACCUGCCGCUAAAAAAAUGCGGUUACAGUCUACGCAACAGAUGCCUCCUACACAACCACAGAUGGAACCACCACUGAUAAAUCCAUCUGUUAGCGGUAUAUUUGCUUCAAAUGUUUCUAACCAAGAUUAUCCUCCUGUCGGCUCUGGUUCAAAAGCAAUGCAGUUUGAACAGCAGCACCAACCUCCGGUAAUACAGUCUCAACAAAUCAAUAACAGCAAUAUGCAACAACUUCCAUACCCACAGCAUCAGCAACAUCAAAUAAUCUCUCAAGGCCCGAACAUGUAUCAGCAACAGCCACAAAUAUCAAUGAAUCAACCUAUGGUUCCUACCUCACAACCUCAUAUAUCGGCUCGACCAAUGCAAAUGCCUGCUCAGACAAAUAUUAUGCAGUCCAGUUACCAGCAACCUAUAAUGCAGCCUAGUGGUAUGAUAGUUCCUCAACCAGCUCCAGAGAUGAUGCCUCAGCAGGGACAGUACAUGAUGCCACAGCAGCAACAAUGGCCACCCAUGCAACAAAGGUAUCAGUAA